CAUUAUUUCUGUUCGUCUUCAGAAGAACGUGUAAUAAUUUAGUCGGAUUAAUUCUCCUUAUCGUCUCGAUCAGAUGUCAUUUGAAGCUUUCAUUUUCAAUCUCGUCGAGUAGUAGUUUCAUUUCUUCAGUUCCAUUUCAAUGUCAAUUCCAUUUCCUCAGUUCCCACUCCUAUUGUUACUGAUCACUAGCAUCUGUGUUCUUGACUGCCAUGGAUUCUCCAUAAAAGAAGCCACUGUCAAUGACAUCCAACUAGCAUUCAAGAGUAACACCUUGACAUCUAGGCAACUCGUGGAGUUGUACAUCAAGGAGAUUCAAACUCACAAUCCACUUCUCAACGCAGUUAUUGAGGUGAACCCAGAUGUGCUAAAUCAGGCUGAUAAAGCCGAUUAUGAGAGGAGGAACAGUGGAUCUAGAUUAUUGGGAGCAUUACACGGAAUUCCAAUUCUUCUGAAGGAUAAUAUAGCGACCAAAGAUAAACUCAACACUACGGCCGGAUCAUUUGCAUUGCUGAAAUCUGUGGUUCCGCGUGACGCAGGAGUGGUCAGGAGGUUGAGAAAAUCCGGAGCAUUGAUCCUGGGCAAGGCCAGCCUAAGCGAAUGGUCUAAUUUCCGCGGUACUGGUAUUCCCUCUGGAUGGUGUGGAAGAGGUGGACAGGGAAAGAAUCCGUAUGUUCUAUCGGCGACCCCGUGUGGUUCUAGCAGUGGAUCAUCUAUAUCAGUUGCGGCGAAUUUGGUGGCAGUGUCAUUAGGAACGGAAACUGAUGGGUCAAUCCUCUGCCCAGCCGGUUCUAAUUCGGUUGUAGGAUUUAAGCCUACAGUUGGUCUCACUAGUAGAGCUGGAGUGAUUCCAAUCUCACCUAGACAGGAUUCUGUGGGGCCAAUCACCAGGACAGUAUCGGAUGCUGUAUACGUAUUGGAUGCAAUCGUGGGUUUUGAUGCAAACGAUGCCGUAGCAACAUCUACAGCAGCAAAGUUCAUACCUAGAGGUGGUUACAGUCAAUUUUUAAAGAAAGAUGGUCUCCAGGGAAAAAGAUUAGGGAUAGUGAAUGAAUACUACGCCGAUUUCCCAACAGAAUCUCUUUUCAAUCUCUUCAUGGGACACCUUGAGAAGCUAAGGCAAGCAGGUGCAAUUUUAGUGGAAAAUCUGGAAAUCGACAAUCUCCAACUGAUUUACGGUCAAAGUGGUGAACAGUCUGCAAUGUCUUCCGAGUUCAAGCAGUCUCUGAAUAUCUACUUGAAAGAUCUAAUGUCUUCUCCCGUGAGGUCGUUAGCUGAUGUAAUCGCCUUCAAUACGAAUAACCCAUCUUUGGAAAAGACUGAUGUCUAUAAUCAAAACUUACUGGUAGACGCUGAGAAGACCGCUGGAACCGAGGCAGAGAGAAGCGGAGAUCUGCUGAAUAUGGAGAUUCUUGACAAUGAAGGGUUCAAGAGUUUGAUGAUUAAAAAUGACUUGGAUGCGGUUGUCGCCCCAGGAUAUGCGUUAUCUACUCCACUUGCAAUAGGAGGGCAUCCUGGAAUUAUAGUUCCAGCAGGGUAUGGGGAUGAUGGAAUGCCUAUUGGAAUAUGUUUCGGUGGAUUAAGAGGUUCGGAACCAAAGCUGAUCGAAAUUGCUUAUGGUUUCGAGCAGAUUACACUGGUUAGGAAACCUCCUACUCUUACCACAUUAGUCAGUGAUAUUUAACAAGAUCCGAGUGUUGAAAACUUGAAAUAGACUGCUUAACUCGCCUAGUAUAACUCAGAUGUUGUCUUAAUUUGCAUUUCAAUGAAAUAAAAGGGCAGUAUGAGUUUUAAUCAUCCA
Molecule: messenger RNA, 1798 nt
Organism: Papaver somniferum (opium poppy)
Lineage: Eukaryota; Viridiplantae; Streptophyta; Magnoliopsida; Ranunculales; Papaveraceae
Product: probable amidase At4g34880
Exons: 5
Coding region: 140-1681 (513 amino acids)
Source: RefSeq, a predicted model, not a curated record